GGCCGAGGCAACGGUGCGCGGGCCACCAUGGCCACGGACGAGCUGGCCAGCAAGCUGAGUCGGAGGCUGCAGAUGGAGGACGAGGGCGGCGAGGCGACGGAGCAGCCGGGGCUCAACGGGGCGGCAGCGGCGGCGGCCGAGGCUCCCGACGAGACUGCCCAGGCGUUGGGCAGCGCGGACGACGAGCUGAGCGCCAAGCUGCUGCGGCGCGCGGACCUCAACCAGGGCAUCGGCGAGCCGCAGUCGCCCAGCCGCCGCGUCUUCAACCCCUACACCGAGUUCAAGGAGUUCUCCAGGAAGCAGAUCAAAGACAUGGAGAAGAUGUUCAAACAGUAUGAUGCGGGCAAGGAUGGCUUCAUCGACCUGAUGGAGCUGAAACUCAUGAUGGAGAAGCUGGGGGCCCCCCAGACGCACCUGGGCCUGAAGAGUAUGAUCCAAGAGGUGGAUGAGGAUUUUGACAGCAAACUCAGCUUCCGGGAGUUCCUUCUGAUCUUCCGCAAGGCGGCAGCAGGGGAGUUGCAGGAAGACAGUGGCUUGCACGUCCUGGCCCGCCUCUCCGAGAUUGAUGUCUCCACAGAGGGCGUCAAGGGUGCCAAGAACUUCUUCGAGGCCAAGGUGCAGGCCAUCAACGUGUCCAGCCGCUUUGAGGAAGAGAUCAAAGCCGAGCAGGAGGAAAGGAAGAAGCAGGCUGAGGAGGUGAAGCAGCGAAAAGCGGCCUUUAAGGAGCUGCAGUCCACAUUCAAGUAGCCAGAGCCAAGGCCAAGACCUGGCCCGGCCCCAUGUGCAGUCUGGGGGUACGGGUCGGUCCAGGAGACCUGUGGGAGACUAGCUCCCAGGUCCUGGUCUCUGUGCCUGGACCACUAUGAAAACGCAAACUGUAUGUGACCGGAUCUCAUCCGGGAGUCUCCUCAGUGGUUGGUCCAGGCCCUGCUCCCAUCCGCUGUUCAUGCGGCUGUGACACCAGCCACCAGCAUCCUCUUUGGCCAUCCCUACGUCUCUUGUUCUCUGGCCACUCUGCUGCCUGCUCUAGCCCAACUCCAGCCCAUUCACGCCCCUGCCUUUGGUACCAGCUACUUUCUCCACUCAUCACCUACCCUUAACUAUAGGCCGCCCUGCCAUGGUCCAGCAGAAAGUGAGACCCUCCCCAGGACUCUUCCUUUCAGAUCGGCCCCAUCUCCGCUGAAGGUGGAGGGACUCCUAUAUUGAUGAGGAGAUCCAGGGACUCUUAUAGUAGUGAGGAGAUCCAGGCCCUACUACUCUAAGCUGAUAUAAAUGGGGCCCAGCCAGGCAGGGUGAAGGCCACUGAGCGAAUCUACCUCACAGGCUACACUCUGUCAGGCAUGCCACGGGGGAUGUGAGUGAUAGGGUUCCGUGGGGAGGGUCCCAAGGGGCUGUGGAGAGGGGGGUGGGGUUCCAAAGGGAUUGGCCUUUUCAGGGUAGACUUCAGCACUCUGCCUUGACUCCCCACGGAGUGCCUGAUGUGUUUAUGUGCACUGGCAAUAGGACACGGGGCGGCACCCCUUUCACGCUACCCUUCCUUGAGUUUGUCACCAGCGAUGGCACUCGUCAGCACCAGAUCGCAUGGGGACUCCCUGUCACCAGACAGGCCGUAGUGAAACCCGUGCCGCUGCUCCAUAGCUCAUGUGCUUGCUUCACGCUUUACGUGUGUGUACGUGCGUGUCCCUUGCUGUGUUGUGGAACUGUGACGUCACCCCAGUCUAAGUGAACGGCCACCGGGGCCACCGUUAUGCAAUGUUCCUCGUGUCACUGCUCGUGAAACUCGAUGACUCUUUGUUUUACUACAAUGCCUCAAGAGCCCCCGGGACCCCUGCAGGACUUGCAAAGGUUUUAUUUUUUCGGUCUUAGAACCUGUGAGAAUCGGAGGGGCCAAGCCCAGCCCAGCUCAGCAGCCGUGGCCCUGGCUUGUUUGCCUUAGUGGAUAUGUUUAUACAGAGGAAUAUAAAUUCCCUUUACUUUUGGCUGUUUGCAUUUUAUUUUUGGUUCCCCCCUCUCAACACCUCUCCCCCGACCCCACUCCCCCAAAAAAUGAAAAAAGCUUCAUUCGGUGGUACGAUUAUUUUUUUUAACUAAAAGGAGAUAAAAUUCUA
Molecule: messenger RNA, 2108 nt
Organism: Rattus norvegicus (Norway rat)
Lineage: Eukaryota; Metazoa; Chordata; Mammalia; Rodentia; Muridae
Gene: Efhd2
Product: EF-hand domain family, member D2
Exons: 4
Coding region: 28-747 (239 amino acids)
Biological process (GO): actin crosslink formation
Cellular component (GO): membrane raft; lamellipodium
Molecular function (GO): actin filament binding; calcium ion sensor activity; calcium ion binding
Source: RefSeq, marked provisional